This is a messenger RNA of Diospyros lotus (date-plum), 1981 nucleotides long. RefSeq names its product 6-phosphogluconate dehydrogenase, decarboxylating 3, chloroplastic. The record is from RefSeq and is a predicted model, not a curated record. Lineage: Eukaryota; Viridiplantae; Streptophyta; Magnoliopsida; Ericales; Ebenaceae. The transcript has a single exon. Gene Ontology annotation, biological process: pentose-phosphate shunt; pentose-phosphate shunt, oxidative branch. Bases 273 to 1760 code for a protein of 495 amino acids. Gene Ontology annotation, cellular component: cytosol. Gene Ontology annotation, molecular function: NADP binding; phosphogluconate dehydrogenase (decarboxylating) activity; phosphogluconate 2-dehydrogenase activity.
GUGGUGGUUUCGUGGGAGCGGAGAGCUUCGGCGGGCGCCUAGGAAUCAUCGUGCUUCACGGCACCCUCUCGUUGGUGGCUCAGGCCACUGCCCUUUCAGUGUCUCGACGAGUCCGUCAAAUUGAGAUAACACAAUACACACUUGACCUCUUUAUAUAUUUGUGUCUUCUUCUUCAUCCAUCGAUCGAUCACUGCCUCCAUUUCCAAUCCAAUACUCUCUCUUUCUCAUUCCCUUUCCAUCUCUAAUCUAAGCCCACCCCUCUACUCCAGACUAUGGAAGCAGCCGCCGCUUCGUCGCGUAUUGGCCUGGCGGGCCUGGCUGUGAUGGGCCAAAACCUAGCCUUGAACAUCGCUGAGAAAGGUUUCCCCAUCUCCGUCUACAACCGUACAGCCUCCAAGGUGGACGAAACCCUUGAUCGAGCUCACCGCGAGGGCCACCUGCCCCUUACUGGCCACUACACCCCUCGCGACUUCGUUCUCUCGCUCCAAAAGCCCAGAUCCGUUGUCAUCCUCGUGAAGGCCGGCUCCCCCGUCGACCAGACUAUCGCCGCCCUCUCCGAGCACUUGGAGCCCGGCGACACCAUCAUCGACGGAGGCAACGAGUGGUACGAGAAUACCGAGCGCCGUAUGCACGACGUCUCCCAGAAGGGCAUUCUGUACCUGGGCAUGGGUGUCUCCGGAGGCGAGGAGGGUGCUCGUCAUGGACCCUCUUUGAUGCCCGGUGGCUCCUACCAGGCAUAUCUCAACAUUGAAGACAUCGUGAAGAAAGUUGCCGCACAGGUCGAGGACGGACCCUGCGUCACCUAUAUUGGUGAAGGAGGUUCCGGCAAUUUCGUCAAGAUGGUGCAUAAUGGCAUUGAAUACGGCGAUAUGCAGUUGAUUUCCGAGGCUUAUGAUGUGUUGAAGAAUGUUGGCGGGCUAUCCAACGCUGAAUUGGCGGAGAUCUUUGGCGAGUGGAACAAGGGCGAAUUGGAGAGCUUCUUGAUUGAGAUCACUUCGGAUAUUUUUAAGGUCAAGGACGAGUAUGGGGAGGGGGAUUUGGUGGAUAAGAUUCUUGAUAAGACGGGGAUGAAAGGGACUGGAAAAUGGACAGUCCAGCAGGCAGCGGAGCUGUCAGUGGCUGCACCGACGAUUGCAGCCUCCCUGGAUUGUAGGUACUUGAGCGGAUUGAAAGAAGAGAGAGAGGUGGCUUCCGAGGUUUUGAAGGAGGCAGGACUGAAGGAGGAGGUUGGGCCAGUGAUGAGUGAGAUUGACAAGAAGAAGUUGAUUGUUGAUGUGAGGCAGGCUUUGUAUGCUUCCAAGAUUUGUAGCUAUGCUCAGGGGAUGAAUUUGUUAAGAGCCAAGAGUAUUGAGAAAGGGUGGGAUCUGAAUUUGGGCGAAUUGGCGAGGAUUUGGAAAGGAGGGUGUAUUAUAAGAGCUGUGUUUCUAGACCGUAUCAAGAAGGCAUACCAGCGGAAUCCAAAUCUGGCAAGCUUGGUGGUGGAUCCAGAGUUUGCAAGGGAGAUGGUGCAAAGGCAGGCAGCAUGGAGGAGAGUUGUGGGGUUAGCAAUUUCAGCGGGGAUUAGUACACCAGGGAUGUGUGCUAGUCUUGCAUAUUUUGAUACGUACAGGAGGGCAAGGCUUCCUGCAAAUCUUGUCCAGGCUCAGAGGGACUUGUUUGGGGCGCAUACUUAUGAGAGGAUUGAUCGUCCUGGGUCAUUUCAUACAGAGUGGACAAAGCUUGCUCGAAAGAGUAACACAGGUGUUGCUGCUCUGAAUUGAUCUUUUGGAUUUUCCUUAUUUGAGCAUAGGAUGUUAUUGAUGUUUCUGUUGAAUUUGGAUUGUAUCUUAUGCUGAGGAUUUCCUGCUAUCGGCACAGCACAUGUUGUUUUGGUCUUACCAUGGUUUUCGUUUUGCUGUUAAUAACUGAUGCAUGCCUUCAGCAUAUUACCAGCUUCAAUAUUUUCAAAUGAUAUUUUGUCAGUUAGAAGCUGAACUUGCCA